GCGCAGGAUCCCAAGGAGACAAGAGAGGACGAGAGCUGGAGGGGGUUUCGAAGAGCGGCGAAAGCUCUACAGGGCGUUGGGUAGGAAAGAGGGAGCAUUCCUGGAGGUGAGACGGUAUGAAACUGGAGCUUGGAGGGGAGCCUGGGGCAGAAAUGGGCGAGAUGAGAGACACAGUAUGGGUUGUGUGAGGUCUGGUCAGUUGGUAAGACUCGGAGGUGUGACGUUCCCAGGUGGGAGAGGCAGGUUGAGAAGGAAGGCUGGGAGUGGAGAAGGGGUCCUAGGGAGAUGUCCAGGGGUGGUCAGAGGGUGGAGGAGAGUUGAGCUGAAAUCUAAUGCCAAGUGAGGAACAGGCAGAGUGGGGAGUUCACUAGGCAGUGGGCAGGUGGGUUGAGGUGUGAGGCUGGUAUAAAGAAGUGAAGCAGGGGCCAGGUGGAUGUGGGGAUGAGGCUGGUUGGGGAGGCAUCUCAAAAGUGAGGCCAGCGCAGACUGAGGUUGGUCCCAGGGAAGGAAUCCCACAGUAGGUCCUAAGCUUGGUCAGGGGGUUCCCCCCAUGGGGGAAGCCUCUCCCUGGUGGUUGCUGGAGCCAUGCUGUCCCGCAAGGGCAUCAUCCCUGAGGAGUAUGUGCUGACAAGGCUAGCAGAAGACCCUGCAGAACCCCGGUACCAUGCCCGUGAGCGGAAGGCCCGCUUCGUGUCCAAGAACGGCAACUGCAACGUGGCCCACAAGAACAUCCGGGAGCAGGGCCGCUUUCUGCAGGACGUGUUUACCACCCUGGUGGACCUCAAGUGGCCAUACACGCUGCUCAUCUUCACCAUGUCCUUCCUGUGCAGCUGGCUGCUCUUUGCCAUGGUCUGGUGGCUCAUUGCCUUCUCCCAUGGUGACCUGGCCCCUAGCGAGGCCCCUGGCGACGGUGCCACUGUGCCCUGUGUCACCAGCAUCCACUCCUUUUCAUCUGCUUUCCUUUUCUCCAUUGAGGUCCAGGUGACCAUUGGUUUCGGCGGGCGCAUGGUGACAGAGGAGUGCCCUCUGGCCAUCUUGAUCCUCAUUGUGCAGAACAUCGUGGGGCUCAUGAUCAACGCCAUCAUGCUGGGCUGCAUCUUCAUGAAGACUGCCCAGGCCCACCGGCGGGCCGAGACCCUCAUCUUCAGCAAGCAUGCAGUCAUUGCCCUGCGCCAUGGCCGCCUCUGUUUCAUGCUGCGUGUGGGCGACCUCCGCAAGAGCAUGAUCAUCAGCGCCACCAUCCACAUGCAGGUGGUGCGCAAGACCACCAGCCCUGAGGGCGAGGUGGUACCCCUCCACCAGGUGGACAUCCCCAUGGAGAACGGUGUGGGUGGCAAUAGUAUCUUCCUGGUGGCACCCCUCAUCAUUUACCACGUCAUUGAUGCCAACAGCCCGCUCUAUGACCUGGCGCCCUGUGACCUGCACCACCAUCAGGACCUUGAGAUCAUUGUCAUCCUGGAAGGCGUGGUGGAAACCACGGGCAUUACCACCCAGGCACGCACCUCGUACCUGGCCGAUGAGAUCCUGUGGGGCCAGCGCUUUGUACCCAUCGUGACUGAGGAAGAUGGCCGCUACUCCGUGGAUUACUCCAAGUUUGGCAACACCAUCAAAGUGCCCACACCGCUCUGCACGGCCCGCCAACUUGAUGAGGACCCAAGCCUGCUGGAUGUCCUGACCCUUGCCCGUGGGCCCCUGCGCAAGCGCAGCAUGGCUGUGGCCAAGGCCAAGCCCAAGUUCAGCAUCUCUCCAGAUUCCCUGUCUUGAGCCCUGCUCCCUUGGGCCCUCCUCCGCAUGUGUGUGUGGGGCAGUGUGGCAUGGUAUGUAGAGCGGAUGUGGUGUGGACCCCUUGGCCAGGCCCGGACCUGGUGUGAUGCUAGGCCCUCCUCAGCUCUGCCUUCCUGCCUGCUGCUCGCCCAGGGUGUUACAAGGAACUUGUCACUACGCUAUUUCUGGCCUCAGCGGGAGCCUGUACUGGGUUAUUUUUGUCCCUGCUCCUCCCAGCCCCAAGUCAGGACUGGCUCAUCUCCCUCCUGCUGCCCCAGGCUGGGGGAGCUGUGGGAAGUAUCAGGUCCUAAAGCUGGGUCUCCAUCUAGUCCUGGGCCCCCACAACCAACUGGCUGCAAGCUGGGCAGGUGGCUGGGGGAGAAGAGUCCCCAGAUUGGAGGACUGCUGUUCUAUGUCUGUGGCCCCAAGAGAUGCCUGUGGUCAGGCUGCAGCCCCUACCUGGUCCCUGAAAAAAGCGAUGGAUGAAAGGGUGGGCCCAGCCUGUUGGGGAGGUCAGUCAGUGUGGGAGCACAGUCCAGCCGGCGGGUUGGAGGUGUGGAGCCUACACGGGCAGGCUGGGGCUGACAGGGCUCCCUUCCACCCGGCAGGCUCAAGCAGGAAGGACAUGUCACCAGAAGGUUCAGCUUGCUGAGCUCUGCUCAGGCACAGGGAAGGGGAGAUGGGCCCCUGUGCCCCUCACCCUAAGGCUUCUUCACUGAGGGGCUCCCUGGGCUGCUCCCUUUCUGUCCCCUGCCCUGGGGAGCAGGAGUGGCUGGGGAAGACCCUGGAGUGCCAAGCUGAAAGAGGCUGAGGAGAGGCCAGGGGUCUGUGUCCACCACACUUGACAGGCCUCAGACCAUACUCUGGUCCUGGCUCCCCACCCGUGGCUGCCACUCACUUGGUCCAGAAGCCAUGGAAGGUCUUUGGGUUGCUAGAAAAGGAGAUGCUGGAAAGCUCAGGAUGGUGGGGUGUGGGCGAGAUCCCCAAGGCAAAGAAGCCCUUGGUCCUGACAGGCCUGACCCCAAGCUGGACUCUUGGAGCAGUGCUGUGUGUACUUGCCCAGAAUUUUGUCUUCUCCAUUGUCAAUAAAG
Messenger RNA from Camelus dromedarius (Arabian camel), 2855 nucleotides. It is a transcript of the gene KCNJ11, whose product is annotated as potassium inwardly rectifying channel subfamily J member 11. The transcript has a single exon. NCBI's taxonomy places the organism in Eukaryota, Metazoa, Chordata, Mammalia, Artiodactyla, Camelidae. The record is from RefSeq and is a predicted model, not a curated record. The coding region runs from base 586 to 1764 and encodes 392 amino acids. Gene Ontology annotation, biological process: potassium ion import across plasma membrane; regulation of monoatomic ion transmembrane transport. Gene Ontology annotation, cellular component: plasma membrane. Gene Ontology annotation, molecular function: ATP-activated inward rectifier potassium channel activity.